This is a messenger RNA of Camelus dromedarius (Arabian camel), 2274 nucleotides long. RefSeq names its product ATPase family gene 2 protein homolog B-like. Gene Ontology annotation, molecular function: ATP hydrolysis activity; ATP binding. NCBI's taxonomy places the organism in Eukaryota, Metazoa, Chordata, Mammalia, Artiodactyla, Camelidae. The record is from RefSeq and is a predicted model, not a curated record.
AUGGCUCUGGACUCAAGUCCCUUACCCGAAGGGCCUCUCUUAAAGCUGCUACCCGUAGACACUAGGGACAGGGCCACCCAGCGCUCUCGCCUGGGCCCGGCCGCCCUCCGCGCCUUGGGCGCGCACCUGGGCUCCGCGGUGAAGAUCUCGCUGCCUGACGGCGGCUCCUGUCUCCGCAUCGCUUGGCCACGGCGGGAUGGAGCGGACGGCUUUAUGCAGCUGGAUCAGCAGUGCGCGAGUCCCGGGAUGGCAGUGGGGGCGCGGGGGUCCCCGGGGAGUCUCAACCUCAGCCGCCUCCGCUUAGUACCCUGCCCGCCUCUUCAGCGCCUCGCCAUGUGGCCAGUGUUGCGGGAGCAGGCGGGCUCGCCCGGUUCUCCGAAUCCAGCCGCGGUGCUGGAGGCGGCGCAGGAGCUGCUGAGGAACCGUCCAGUCUCUCUGUGCCACGUGGUGGCCGCUCCUCCAGACGCUCCUGGCCCGGUGGCCGCCCUGCACAUCAUCAGCGGGGCGCCCAGCCCGGAUCCGGCCGGGCUGGUCACCCCUCGCACCCACAUCGGUCUCAGCGGUCCCUCGGAAGUGGAGCCGCAGCCCGAGGUGGCCCUGGGGGGCCGUUCGAAGGCAGCCGACUCGCUACGGGAGCUCUUCCGCCUGCCGCUCCGCUACCCCAGCGCGCUCGCCUCACUGGGGCUAGCAGUGCCCCGCGGGGUGCUCCUGGCCGGCCCUCCCGGAGUGGGCAAGACCCAGCUCAUGCGGGCUGCGGCCCGGGAGGCGGGCGCGGAGUUGCUGGCCGUGAGCGCCCCGGCGCUGCAGGGCGCCCGGCCCGGGGAGGCCGAGGAGAACGUGCGUCGGGUCUUCCAGCGCGCCCGGGAGCUGGCCAGCCGCAGGCCCACCCUCCUCUUCCUGGACGAGGUGGACUCCCUGUGUCCUCGGCGGGGCGGCCCACACCAAGCCCCCGAGAGCCGCGUGGUGGCCCAGGUGUUGACGCUGCUAGACGGGAUCAGUGGGGACCGCGAGGUAGUGGUGGGAUCCACCAAUCGGCGGGACGCGCUAGACCCAGCGCUGCGCAGACCUGGGAGAUUUGACCGAGAGAUUGUCAUUGGGACUCCCACACUUAGACAAAGAAAUGCAAUUCUACAAGUGAUUACCUCAAAGUUGCCCAUGUCCAGUCAAGUCGAUUUGAGCCUCCUUGCAGAAAUGACAGUUGGCUAUGUUGGUGCAGACCUGACCGCACUCUGUAGCGAGGCUGCCAUGAACGCUCUGCUUCAUAGUGAGAAGGGUGAAUUUCUUCAGAACCAGGACAAUCCAAUGAUUGAUGAAACAGACUUCCUUGAAGCUUUUAAAAAGAUCCAACCUUCAUCAUUCCGAAGUGUCAUUGGACAGACGGACAUCAAGCCUGUCGACCGGGAGCAGAUUGGUGGCUUUGAAGAUGUAAAACUGAAGUUAAAACAGAGCAUUGAAUGGCCUCUGAAAUUCCCCAGGCAGUUUGUCAGGAUGGGCCUGGCACAACCAAAGGGGGUUCUCCUGUAUGGUUCCUCUGGCUGUGCGAAAACCACCCUGGUCAGGGCCCUGGCCACCAGCUGUCACUGCUCUUUUGUUUCAGUGAGCGGAGCUGAUCUCUUUUCAUCUUUUGUUGGAGAUUCAGAAAAAAUCUUGUCUCAGGUAUUUCGACAAGUGAGAGCAAAUACUCCAGCAAUUGUGUUUUUGGAUGAAAUUGAUUCAAUCUUGGAUUCUUGAUCAGUUGGGAGAACAGGAUGUAAUGUUCAAGAGCGUGUUCUUUCUGUUCUCCUAAAUGAAUUAGAUGGGGCUGGACUGAAGACUAUAGAGAGAAGUGGAAGUAAUUCAGAACAACAUGUGUUUCAAGAAGUUUUUAAUAGCAAUGUCAUGAUUGUUGCAGCAACAAACAGACCUAAUGUGUUAGAUGAUGCCUUGUUACGGCCUGGAAGAUUAGAUAAGAUCAUUCAUAUUCCACCUCCAGAUGAAAAGGGCAGGCUUUCUAUUUUGAAAAUCUGCACAAAAAACAUGCCAGUGGGACCUGAUGUUUCCUUAGAAAAGCUAGCAGCAGAAACCUGUUUUUCCUCUGGAGCUGAUCUUGGAAACCUUUGCAAAGAAGCCACCUUGCUGGCUCUGCAAGAAAAUGGACUAGAAGCAACCAUAGUGAGACAAGAGCAUUUUCUAAAAUCACUGGAAACUGUAAAACCAUCCCUAAGUCACAAGGAUUUGACUUCAUAUAGAAACAUAUUUCAUAAACCAAGAUUUUCUACCUUAGAAGAUAUUUAA